This is a messenger RNA of Cricetulus griseus (Chinese hamster), 6193 nucleotides long. Lineage: Eukaryota; Metazoa; Chordata; Mammalia; Rodentia; Cricetidae. The record is from RefSeq and is a predicted model, not a curated record.
AUGGUCCCAAAGCUUGGGAACACCAGCCUGGAGUAUUCAUCACAGCAACAGAAGCAAGAGACCUGCUUCAGAGCGGCAGUGCCCCACACUCAGAAGCAAGCCUCUCUGAGCACCUGGCCAGUACCGAACAGCUCUCAGAUGGGUGGGCAGGGCUUCCUGCUGGUGACCAUGGUCAUGAAAUUGCACCACCCUGCAAAGACUGAGAGGAACCGCAGGCAGGCCAGCAGCCCGAGAGUGCUAAACCUCCCUACCCAUCCUCGCACUGACACGGAGAGGGCGGGCGGUGCAGGACCCGACCUCGGCCGUCGAGGCAGCGGGACAGGCCCAGCUGCGCUCACUGCCCUGAAGCUGUGGAUUAAGAAGCCGCCCCGCGACCCGGAGCGGCCGGGGCACCGGAUCCGGGAGCCUGGACGUCGCAGCCCAGGCCUCCAGCAAGGUAGGUGCAGCUCCCGCCGGGAGCGGGCGUCCAAGGGCACGCCGCCUGCCCCCAAGCCCCGGGACCCCAGGGCUGGCAAGGAAAGGGAGUACCCACUCCUGCCCGGGCCGAUGAGGAGGAUGCCAGGGCCAUGGGUGAAGCUGCUGCUGGCAGCGGUGUUGAGUGUCGGUCUUCCUGGGAACAUGGCCAACCGCUGCAAGAAGGCUCAGGUGAAGAGCUGUACGGAGUGCAUCCGUGUGGACAAGAGUUGUGCCUACUGCACAGACGAGCUGUUCAAGGAGCGGCGCUGCAAUACCCAGGAGGAGCUUCUGGCCGCAGGCUGCAGGGCAGAGAGUGUGCUGGUUAUGGAGAGCAGUCUUGACAUCACAGAGAACACCCAGAUUGACACCACCCUGCACCGCAGCCAGGUGUCUCCCCAAGGCCUGCAGGUCCGGCUGCGACCAGGUGAGGAGCGCAACUUUGUGUUCAAGGUGUUUGAGCCCCUGGAGAGCCCCAUGGAUCUGUACAUCCUCAUGGACUUCUCCAACUCCAUGUCUGAUGAUCUGGACAACCUCAAGCAGAUGGGGCAGAACCUGGUCACGGGCACCGGAGCAUGUGGGACCCAGUCCUUCCCUGACACUGGCUCAAUUUCCACCUUGUCCAGGCUGAAGGAGCCCUGGCCCAACAGUGACCCCCCAUUCUCCUUCAAGAACGUCAUCAGCUUGACAGAGAGCGUGGAAGAAUUCCUGGACAAACUGCAAGGAGAACGGAUAUCAGGCAACCUGGACGCCCCCGAAGGCGGCUUCGAUGCCAUCCUGCAGACAGCCGUGUGCACAAGGGACAUCGGCUGGCGGGCUGACAGCACCCACCUACUGGUGUUCUCCACUGAGUCUGCCUUCCACUAUGAGGCUGACGGUGCCAACGUACUGGCUGGCAUCAUGAACCGCAACGAUGAGAAAUGCCACCUAGACGCCACGGGCAGCUACACCCAGUACAAGACACAGGACUACCCGUCUGUGCCCACGCUGGUGCGCCUGCUCGCCAAACACAACAUCAUACCCAUCUUUGCCGUCACCAACUAUUCUUACAGCUACUAUGAGAAACUUCAUAAGUAUUUCCCUGUCUCCUCGUUGGGAGUGCUGCAGGAGGACUCAUCCAACAUCGUGGAGCUGCUAGAGGAAGCCUUCAAUCGAAUUCGCUCCAACCUGGACAUCCGGGCUCUGGACAGCCCACGGGGCCUGAGGACAGAGGUCACCUCCGAUACCCUCCAGAAGACAGAGGCUGGGUCCUUUCACAUCAAGCGGGGGGAAGUGGGCAUAUACAAUGUACAGCUUCGGGCAGUGGAGGACAUAGAUGGGACGCAUGUGUGCCAGCUGGCAGAAGAAGACCAAAGAGGCAACAUCCACCUAAAACCUUCCUUCUCGGACGGCCUCCGGAUGGAUGCUAGCAUCAUCUGUGAUGUGUGUGCCUGUGAACUGCAAAAGGAAGUCCAGUCAGCUCGCUGCCACUACAGAGGAGACUUCAUGUGUGGACACUGUGUGUGCAACGAGGGCUGGAGUGGCAAGACUUGCAACUGCUCCACGGGCUCCCUGAGUGACACGCAGCCAUGCCUUCGUGAGGGUGACGACAAACCAUGCUCGGGCCGUGGCGAGUGCCAGUGUGGACGUUGUGUGUGCUACGGUGAAGGCCGCUACGAGGGUCACUUCUGCGAGUAUGACAACUUCCAGUGUCCCCGUACGUCUGGAUUCCUGUGCAAUGACCGAGGACGCUGUUCCAUGGGGCAGUGUGUGUGUGAGCCUGGUUGGACAGGCCGAAGCUGUGACUGUCCCCUCAGCAAUGCCACCUGCAUCGACAGCAAUGGGGGAAUCUGCAAUGGACGAGGCUUCUGCGAGUGUGGGCGAUGCCACUGUAACCAGCAGUCACUCUACACGGACACCACCUGUGAGAUCAACUACUCUGCGAUACGCCUGGGCCUGUGUGAGGACCUGCGCUCUUGUGUGCAGUGCCAGGCCUGGGGCACUGGGGAGAAGAAAGGGCGAACAUGUGAGGACUGCAGCUUCAAAGUCAAGAUGGUCGAUGAACUUAAGAAAGCGGAAGAGGUGGUGGAGUACUGUUCCUUCCGGGAUGAGGAUGACGACUGCACGUACAGCUACACCGUGGAGGGUGAUGGCAGCCCUGGGCCCAACAGCACCGUGCUGGUCCACAGGAAGAAAGACUGCCCUCCCGGCUCCUUCUGGUGGCUCAUCCCCCUGCUCAUCUUCCUCCUGUUGCUCCUGGCACUGCUGCUGCUGCUCUGCUGGAAAUACUGUGCCUGCUGCAAAGCCUGCCUGGGGCUUCUCCCUUGCUGCAACCGAGGCCACAUGGUGGGCUUCAAGGAAGAUCACUAUUUGCUCCGGGAGAACCUGAUGGCCUCCGACCACCUGGACACACCCAUGCUGCGCAGUGGAAACCUUAAGGGACGAGACACGGUCCGCUGGAAGAUCACUAAUAAUGUUCAGCGGCCUGGCUUCGCCACCCAUGCCGCCAGCACGAGCCCCACAGAGCUUGUACCCUAUGGGCUGUCUCUGCGCCUUGCCCGCCUCUGCACUGAGAACCUCCUGAAGCCCGGCACUCGAGAAUGUGACCAGCUGCGCCAGGAAGUGGAGGAAAAUCUGAAUGAGGUGUACAGACAAGUCAAUGGUGCCCACAAACUCCAGCAGACAAAGUUCCGACAGCAGCCCAAUGCCGGGAAAAAGCAAGACCACACCAUCGUGGACACGGUGCUGCUGGCGCCCCGCUCAGCCAAGCAGACGCUGCUGAAGCUGACAGAGAAGCAAGUGGAGCAGGGGUCCUUCCAUGAACUCAAGGUGGCCCCUGGGUACUACACCCUCACUGCAGAGCAGGACGCCCGGGGCAUGGUGGAGUUCCAGGAAGGUGUGGAGCUGGUGGAUGUUCGGGUGCCCCUUUUCAUCCGGCCUGAGGAUGAUGAUGAGAAGCAGCUGCUGGUGGAGGCUCUCGACGUCCCUGUGGGCACCGCCACCCUUGGUCGCCGCCUGGUCAACAUCACCAUCAUCAAGGAGCAAGCCAGCGGGGUUGUGUCCUUUGAGCAGCCUGAGUACUCCGUGAGCCGUGGAGAGCAGGUGGUCCGCAUCCCUGUCAUCCGGCACAUCCUGGAUAACGGCAAAUCCCAGGUCUCCUACAGCACACAGGACAAUACAGCACAAGGCCACCGGGACUAUGUCCCUGUGGAGGGUGAGCUGCUGUUCCAGCCAGGGGAGACCUGGAAGGAGUUGCAGGUGAAGCUCCUGGAGCUGCAGGAAGUAGACUCUCUCCUGCGUGGCCGCCAGGUCCGCCGCUUCCACGUCCAACUCAGCAACCCUAAGUUUGGAGCCCGCCUGGGCCAGCCCAACCCAGCCACCGUCAUCAUUGGAGAGCAAGAUGAAGCGGACAAGAGCUUUACAAAUCGGGACCUUUCUUCAUCACCACCACCCCGCGGGGACCUGGGUGCCCCACAGAACCCCAAUGCCAAGGCUGCUGGGUCCAGGAAGAUCCAUUUCAACUGGCUGCCCCCUCCCGGCAAGCCAAUGGGGUACAGGGUGAAGUACUGGAUCCAGGGCGACUCUGAGUCUGAAGCCCACCUGCUGGACAGCAAGGUACCCUCGGUGGAGCUCACCAACCUGUAUCCCUAUUGCGACUACGAAAUGAAGGUGUGCGCCUACGGGGCACAGGGUGAGGGGCCCUACAGCUCCCUGGUGUCCUGCCGCACCCAUCAGGAAGUACCCAGCGAGCCGGGGCGACUGGCUUUCAAUGUCGUCUCUUCUACGGUGACCCAGCUCAGCUGGGCUGAGCCAGCUGAGACCAAUGGAGAGAUCACGGCCUACGAGGUCUGCUACGGACUGGUCAACGAGGACAACCGGCCUAUUGGACCCAUGAAGAAGGUUCUGGUGGACAACCCCAAGAACCGGAUGCUGCUUAUUGAGAAUCUUCGAGAAUCCCAGCCCUACCGAUACACAGUGAAGGCGCGAAAUGGGGCAGGAUGGGGACCCGAGAGAGAGGCUAUCAUCAACCUGGCCACACAGCCCAAGCGGCCCAUGUCCAUCCCCAUCAUCCCAGACAUUCCCAUUGUGGAUGCCCAGGGUGGCGAAGACUAUGAAAGCUUCCUCAUGUACAGUGACGACGUUCUGCGGUCCCCAGCCAGCAGCCAGAGGCCCAGUGUUUCUGAUGACACUGAGCACCUGGUGAACGGCCGGAUGGACUUUGCCUAUCCAGGCAGUGCCAACUCUCUGCACAGGUUGACCGCGGCCAAUGCUGCCUACGGCACACAUCUGAGCCCACACCUGUCCCACCGAGUGCUGAGCACAUCCUCCACCCUCACUCGGGACUACCACUCUCUGACCCGCACAGACCACUCUCGCUCAGGCACACUUCCGCGGGACUACUCUACCCUCACUUCAGUUUCCUCCCAGGGCCUCCCUCCUAUCUGGGAAGAUAGGAGGAGCAGGCUUCCGCUGUCUUGGACCCUUGGGUCCUGGAGCCGGGCUCAGAUGAAGGGUACCCCCGCAUCCAGGGGUUCACCAGACUCAAUAAUCCUGGCUGGGCAGUCAGCAGCACCCUCCAGGGGUACAGAGUCCCAUGGGGCCGUGGGUGUGCCCGACACACCCACUCGGCUGGUGUUCUCCGCCCUGGGGCCUACAUCUUUGAAAGUGAGCUGGCAGGAGCCACAGUGUGAUCGAGUACUACUGGGCUACAGUGUGGAGUACCAACUACUAAAUGGCGGCGAGUUGCAUCGGCUCAACAUCCCUAACCCCGGCCAAACCUCAGUGGUGGUGGAAGACCUCCUGCCCAACCACUCCUAUGUGUUCCGAGUGCGGGCCCAGAGCCAGGAGGGCUGGGGCCGUGAGCGAGAGGGUGUCAUCACCAUUGAGUCACAGGUGCACCCGCAGAGCCCUCUCUGCCCCCUGCCAGGCUCAACCUUCACCCUGAGCACCCCCAGUGCCCCAGGCCCGCUGGUGUUCACUGCCCUAAGCCCAGACUCGCUGCAGCUGAGCUGGGAGCGGCCUCGGAGGCCCAAUGGAGAUAUCCUUGGCUACCUGGUGACCUGUGAGAUGGCCCAAGGAGGAGGAUCAGCCACCACAUUCCGGGUGGAUGGAGACAACCUUGAGAGCCGGCUGACAGUACCCGGUCUCAGUGAGAAUGUUCCUUACAAGUUCAAGGUGCAGGCCAGGACAACUGAGGGCUUCGGGCCAGAGCGUGAAGGCAUCAUCACCAUUGAGUCCCAGGAAGGAGGCCCUUUCCCGCAGUUGGGCAGCCACUCUGGGCUUUUCCAGAACCCUCUGCAAGGAGAGUACAGCAGCAUAACCACCACUCACAGCACGACCACGGAGCCUUUCCUCAUAGACGGACUAACCCUGGGAUCCCAGCGCCUCGAAGCAGGGGGCUCCCUCACCCGGCACGUCACCCAAGAAUUUGUGAGCCGGACACUGACCGCCAGUGGAUCUCUCAGCACUCACAUGGACCAACAGUUCUUCCAAACCUGAAACCCCCAGGAACCCGGGCCCCUCCUUGCCUUCUCUCCCUAGCUCCUUCUUCCUCUGCUGCUCCACCCACCUUCAUGCUGACCACAGAGCCAGCCCCUCUAGCGAGAGAGCAGGGGUAGGUGCCCUCUGGGAAGCAUGGAGCAGGUACAAGGCCUGACUGCAUCCCGCCCUGGGUCCAAACCCACAUGUAACCAAAGAACUGGAGGCGGCUCAAAGACCCAGCCUUUGUUCUGCACUUAAUAAAAGACUUUGCUACUGCUUA